CCAUUAUCCAACAUUAUCCAUUUCAGUUUUCACUAUCCAUAUCAUUCCCAAAAAAAAUCAUCUCACCAAACACACACACACACACAAAAAAACCAUUUUCUCUCUCCACCCCAUCGUCAACACCCAAAAGAGCUCCAUGGAUGUACUCUAUCCUCAAUCAUCAGUCUCACCAUCCUCAAGAUUAAAUCCUGAUGCUCCGAUCUUCGUCCCGAUGAAAUCCUAUCAGACGAUCGAAGAUUUCUCCGAUCAGUGGUGGGAUCUUGUUCAUUCCUCUCCCUUCUUCCGAGACUACUGGCUUCAAGAUUGCUUCCAUGAUGUCGAUCAAAUCGACGAUCUUGACCUCCUCGAUUUCGAUGCUUUUGUCGAUCAAAAUCUCCAGAAACAGGAUGAGAAAGUGGUGAAGGAGAAGAAGGAAGAAAAGGAGCUAAUUUCAAUGGCGGCGUUGAAGUGGAAUGGAUCUGGACGAAUAGUGGAAGCUCCGAGAUACUUCGAGAAAGUUCCAAAGGUUGUGAAGAGUGUGAAAGUGAGUCCAAGGACGAUUCACCAGCCGCGUUAGAGUAACUCGCUGGUUCACUCGGUAUUUAGUUCAUAAAAUGACGAGUUAGACCACUCUGUUACUGUCUUAGCUUAUCUGACUUUGCUUUAACCGUUGCUGGUUUUUUUUUUUUAUUUUUUUAUUUGGUGUACAUUAGGAUGAAAAUUCUAGCUUUGUAAUUUGUAGUUCUUUUUCUUGUAAUUUAAUGAUGAAAAUUAGGAGAAAAAAAAGACAAAUAGCUAGUGUUUGUAAGUUGUCGUCUUUAUAAUGAUGAAAAUGCGUUGUUAAUUCAACUCAGUUGCUGAA
Messenger RNA from Beta vulgaris subsp. vulgaris (sugar beet), 841 nucleotides. Its product is annotated as protein EARLY RESPONSIVE TO DEHYDRATION 15. The transcript has 2 exons. The record is from RefSeq and is a predicted model, not a curated record. Lineage: Eukaryota; Viridiplantae; Streptophyta; Magnoliopsida; Caryophyllales; Amaranthaceae. Bases 137 to 556 code for a protein of 139 amino acids.